AUGGCAGUCGCAGAUGCACCGGACGCUGGUUCCUUGAGUAGCAACGGAGCCAAAUCUGAAGGAAACGCUAGCAGGCAGCCCAAUGAGAAGGAAAUCGAGCCUUCAGUAUUGGACAAGGUCAAAAGCUUGAAGAAACAGACCACAAGUAAAGUCGAAUGGGAGAAGGAACGGCGCGAACUGAAGGAAUAUAUUGCUGAUCUCGAGUCAGCUGUCACUGAUGCUCAUUCCCAGCUGAGCAAGAUCAAUGAGCUGCUGGCUUAA
Messenger RNA from Penicillium malachiteum, 261 nucleotides. RefSeq lists its product as uncharacterized. Lineage: Eukaryota; Fungi; Ascomycota; Eurotiomycetes; Eurotiales; Aspergillaceae. The record is from RefSeq and is a predicted model, not a curated record. Bases 1 to 261 code for a protein of 86 amino acids. The transcript has 3 exons.